AAGUAACUAAGCCAGUAAUUCAGCGUGCAUGACUCAAAUCCAAAAUAUGGAGCAAAAUAAUGUAGACGGGAACUUGUCGCAGGUCCGGCAUGUUGUGUUGGUCCUGUCGGGGAAGGGAGGCGUGGGCAAGAGCACCAUCACCACAGAGCUAGCGCUGGCUCUCAGGCAUGCUGGCAAGAAGGUUGGCAUCCUGGACGUUGACCUGUGCGGGCCCAGCAUCCCCCGCAUGCUCAAUGUAGGCCGACCUGAUGUGCACCAGUGUGACUCGGGAUGGGUGCCGGUCUAUACUGAUGCCCAGAAGAGCCUCGCCCUCAUGUCCAUUGGCUUCCUGCUGGAGGACCCAGAUGAAGCAGUGGUGUGGAGGGGGCCCAAGAAAACCGCUAUGAUAGCCCAGUUUGUGUCAGAUGUAGCAUGGGGAGAGCUGGAUGUGCUGCUGGUGGACACACCACCAGGGACAUCGGAUGAACAUUUGGCGGUGCUGGAGAACCUUAAAAAACACAGAGUGGAUGGUGCUGUCCUGGUCACCACACCUCAGGUGGUCUCCACGGGGGAUGUGAGGAGAGAGAUCACCUUCUGUAAAAAGACAGGUGUACGGAUCCUGGGCAUCAUCGAGAACAUGAGCGGAUUUGUCUGUCCACACUGCUCAGAAUGCAGCAAUAUCUUCUCAAAAGGUGGAGGUGAAGAGUUGGCCAAGUUGACUGGAUCACCAUUCCUCGGUUCUGUGCCUCUGGAUCCUCUGCUCAGCACCAGCAUAGAGGGUAAAGACUUCAUCCAGUCGUUUCCAGACAGCGCCACUUUCAGUGCCAUCAGCAGCAUUUGUCAGACUCUGCUCAACAGCCUCCAAACAGCAUGAGCUGUGACUGUUUAUGAAGUCUGCAUCGCGUUUACAUGUUAGCACGUACGCUCUGUAUAAUGCCGAAAUGUUAGUCGUUGUGCAGAUAUAAUUAUGCUGAUUUGUGCGUUGCAUAUUUGUCCUGUACAGUUUAACACAAUAUAAAAACUAUUUACUGAUUCUUUGUUUUAUACUUUUUAUAUAAAGUCACCAUCUGCUGACAGUACAAUGCAGGCUUUGUGUGCAGUUCUUGAGGCGUCAACCACAGUGAAGAUCCCCAGCUGUCACCGCAGAGUGGAACAGGAAGACAAUACUUGGAAACAGCAACUCAGCUAAUUUCUUUUUACUACAGCUUUAGACACCAUUGUAUAUUAGAAUGUCACUAAAAUAUACAAUACUGAAGUGUUUGAAGACAGAACUAAGUUGGAAUCUUUAAUUUGAUUGUGACACAUCAGGAUAACUUCAAUAUCAGUGGUAAUACAGGAUUGUAGAUUGGUGCUUUAGUAGCAGCAGUUCCAUUUUCAGAAAACAAACUCCAGAUCUAAUUGGACCAGUCCAUGAAACUAGGCCGAACUUGAACACUAAUCUCACUGGAUUCCUGCUGCAUGCUACAAACGAUACCAUUGAGAGUUUUGCGUCAUGUAAACUUGAUUAGCUUGGUUUUUUUUGGAGGAAGAAUACACCACUAAACCAUCUCUUUGAUCUGGAUUAAGUCUCCUGAAACUAGCCUGCUCCUCAGCCUCAUAUCCAACAACAAAACACUGAAACCCAUGCAGGAUCCUAAUGGCUGGAAUGUGGAAGA
Molecule: messenger RNA, 1634 nt
Organism: Anarrhichthys ocellatus (wolf-eel)
Lineage: Eukaryota; Metazoa; Chordata; Actinopteri; Perciformes; Anarhichadidae
Gene: nubp2
Product: nucleotide binding protein 2 (MinD homolog, E. coli)
Exons: 7
Coding region: 29-853 (274 amino acids)
Biological process (GO): iron-sulfur cluster assembly
Cellular component (GO): cytosol
Molecular function (GO): ATP binding; ATP-dependent FeS chaperone activity; 4 iron, 4 sulfur cluster binding
Source: RefSeq, a predicted model, not a curated record